GAGAGUUGCUCCAUCAAUUCUUGCUCUCACUCUCUUCCUUCCAAGUCAGCCUCAACAUGGCUCUGUGGACAUUCGUCCUCCUUGACCCAGUCUCAGUUUUCUUGCUGCUUGCGCUGAUCUUCCUAACGAUAUUCUGGUUUCUGAGCAGCAGCCAUGGGAAAUCACCUCUGCCCCUGCCUCCAGGUCCUCGUCCACUCCCAGUCAUUGGCAAUUUGCAUUUGAUAGAUAUCAGAAGACAAGAUUUAUCAUAUAUGAAGGUGAGAUGUGGUGAUGGCUUGUGGUGGGAGGGAGGGAGGCGUUGGUUUUCAGUGCAGCCAACGUAGAGUUUAGCUUUCCGUAAAUCCCUGAGUAUCGUUUCACAGUGUGAUUUUCAGAGCAGAUCACUUGCGAUUAUGAUGGUGAAAAUGUUAAACUCCUUAAAUAAUAUUCGAGGUCCAAGGCUGUAGUCCUACAUACCAGGGGCAGAAAACCAGGGUUCAGAAUUAGAGGGCUGCUCCAGGUCUCCCCCACCUCAGAGACCACCUACCAAUUUUGGCAGUGGCAUGAAGAGAACCUGGGGCAUGACUACCUGCAGCAGCACCUCAUUUGCAGAGCAGAAGCAAAUCAGUUACGUAAGUUUUCUGGGGUAUUUUGUAGCUUCAUCCAUCCUGACCCAGUGCUAUGAUCAGCAUCUGAUGAGUCAUCCAGUGAGAUUGUCCCCACUCCCCUCGCCGACACCUUGGCCCUCUUGACAGCUAAGAGCGCAGUUUUUGGAGAGGUGACUGGUCACAAGGAUCUAAAGUAGCCAGGGAAGAUGCGUACUUGUUUCUCUGCUGCCACCAACAAGGCCUUUUUUCCAGCUGUGGGGCAGGGGAGAUAAAAUCCCCUCUUUUGCACUGGUUUAUUUGACUGAAAAUAUUCAUACACCGCUAUUCAUAAAAAAUAAAAAAGAUGCCAGGGCAAUUCACAAUUGGAACAAUAAAACCAUACAAUAGAAACCAUAUUUAAAAACUUAAAAUUAGAAAUCAGCUGACUAUGGCGGAAAGAUAUCUUCUUCAUUGCUUGCAUUUGUUUACAGCAGGUGUUUAAAAGGUUGAAACAGAAGGUGCCUUCUGAAUCUCUAUUGACACAGGACUGGACUGAUGACAAUGGCUCGGUUUCAUGUUGUUGUCAAGUGAGCCUCACAAACUCAGGGAAUGAAAAGAGACGCUCUUGCAGAUGAUCUCUGUGAUCAAGCUGGGAUAUAAGGGUCCAGGCAGACCCAGAGGUACCUUAGACCCAAGUUGCGGAGGGCUUUAGUGCAAGGACUUGAACCUGGCUCGGUAGCAGGUGACAGAUGCUUUAAUCAUGGAGUCACAUGGCUACUAAUAAUGAACCAUAUGAUGUAGAUAUUACUGCAAAUUUAUUAUGCUGUUUUUGUGAUGCAGAAAUGACAAGAGGAGAUUUGGUAUACUUAUCUGUGUCAUUUAUUAUUCCUAUGAGCUUUGUUCAUGAAACCCAUUAAAAAGUUAUUCAAAACAACGAUUCUACACCCAUUGGAGCUUCCGAACAAGCUCCAAGGGCACCCACACAUAGGGCGCAUUGCAGUAAUCCAGCCUCAAGGUUUCCAGCAGCAGUCGGGCUAUCUCUGAUCACUUGUUGUUCAUGGGGGGCGGGGGAGCAGAAAUCACUGACCCAUUGAAGGUUGCACACACACAAUAAAUCACAUUAUGCACACAAAAAUUCACAUUGUUUAUCAAUUACUUAUUAUCCAGAGGUUAAAUAAGGUGCAUUUUCAGCUCCUAAAAUUUCCUGGAAACAAACUUGCAAUCAGCACAGCUGUGGUUUUGGUUUUUUUAAGAGUUGAAGGAACCCUCCUGUCCCUUUUAACCUGGCAAACUAUUUUCUCUUAUUGUUUUGAAAUUUCAUGAGGUUCUGAAUAUCAGAGAAUGAGCACUUUAGCACAUAAGGUAUUGUUUGUAAAAAAGAAAGAAAGAAAAGAAGAUCUGUUGUAGACAUAAACAGCCCUCUUGUUUCACCUAAAUGAUUCAGUGGAACUACUUAAAAAGUAUUGGAGUCUCCAGCACAAACUGAAAUUUGUUCUUUUUGAAAAAACAAAAGUAGGAUCCAUUUCAGUUUGGGCCGCACCACUGUUUGCGGUGGGAACAUCUUAAAACAGAUUGGAAGCAGAUUCUUUCUCCCCCCAAAAAAUUUUGGGCACUUUAGUUUACCCCUCUCAGAGUUCCAAUUCCCAGUGACUCUUAACAAACUACAGCGCCCAGAUUUCUUUGAAGGAAAGGAUGUGCUUUGAAUGUGGUUUUAAAGGUCUAGCAUGUACAAAGCCAGAGGCAGAUUUAGGACUGCAUGACCAGUUCUGCUGGACCGGGCACUGAGCCUAGCGGGCGCCGCAGGGCGUUGCAACCAUGAUGUAGUGAAUUUAGCAGAAUGGAGGGCAAGAGGCAGAGGGGUUCCAAAUUUUGGCCUUGCACAGGGUGCUGCUGAAAUUUGAAAGAUCAAACUUCCCAAUCAAUCCCUCUUCCCAGGGAACACUGGAAACUGUAGUCCUGUGAGGGGAAUAGGGGGUCUCCCAGCAACUCUCAGCACCCUUAACAAACUACAGCUCCCAUAAUUCUUUGGAGGAUGGGGAGCCAUGACUGUUUAAAGUGUAUCAUAGUGCUUUAAAUGUACGGUGCAAAUGUAGCUGCUUUUGAUCCUACUUUUCCAAUUGAGCCCUGCCUGUGACCAUUUCUCAUUCACACCCAUGUUCCCCUCACAGAACUACAAUUCCCAGAGUUCCCCCCUUCUCUGAAUUUCCACCACCACCACCAUUCUUGUAGCAUUGCUGUGCUUUGGCUAGACUAAAAAAGAGAUGAAAGAUGGAAAGCAAACCAUCAACAUGCCCUGCCUCGUUGUAAAGUUCAACACAAAGGCAAAGAACAGUUGUGUGGUGAUGUUAACAAAAUCUGCUCCUUUUGCCUUAUGGGGUAUCCAAGAGCCUGUAUACGAGGCUCGGUAGGAGAAAUAACAGAGGCCAACCAGAGAAUAUUGAGAAGCCAAGCAGCUAGUAAGCCUGAUCUUUAUUGAACUGUUGCAACAGGGUCCUCACUCACCACACGCAGGAGAACAGUGGUGCGCAAGCCCUUAUAUUGACUUUUGAAAUUGCCCACCCUGUAGCUCAAGAACACUCCCCAAAACAUCAUACAUACCGCACAGAAGGAGGCAGUCUACAACAGAAAUCCUGUCUACCAGGAUACCUGACAAUGGCCAGAUUCUUUUGUGAUGGUAAAUACUUUAAUUGCUGAAUCCAGGUCACAGGCUCACCCUAUUCAUACACAAAGAUGCCCUAAAGACAGGUAAGCAAAAGACAAUAUAGAGGCUUUUCCAUUUCCUUUCUCCUUGCAGAGAAACAUUUGAGGUCAAUUUGGGAGAAUCAGAAUGGUUUCAGGAUUGUUCUCCUGUACGAUUUCAGACAUGUGGUUUACAUACUUAUGUAUAUGUUUGCCUUGUAAAUUUAUGAACAUUUAAUUUAUAUAUUUGAGACCUUAAGUUCUUAUAACAGUGGCAAUAAGGUGUUUUAUAUUUGCUUGGGCUUCUUCCCCCCGCCCGAAGUGGCACCAAAGAAUGAUUAUGAAAGGAGAUAAACUUUAUUUCAUCUUCACAGGAAGCUUCCAUUCAUCUUGCCGUAUUGAUUUUCUCAUGCUCCGACAAGGCAGUGGAUCCCCCUCCCCCUCACUGGAAUAGUGGAAGGGUGGGGGGGCAAGAAUGGACUAUUGCAACCCUAUUUCCAUUCUCCAAGAGCCACACAACUGCAGAACUGUUGCACAACAGAAUGCUUUUCACCACUUGGAAAAGUUGAAGAGCUUAGCUCUUGCAUCCUCCUCUGGCAGCCUGCAGCACUGCAUGUGAAAUUUUUCAGCUUUCAAAUUCCAAAAAUGAGAGGUGCUGAAAAGUUGUAAAAUGACUUGGGAAUUCAAAAGAUAUUUUGGUUAAAUUAAAAUAAUUUAGUUUCCCUUAGUAAGUAAAAUGUAUGUAAAAUUGCAUAGAAAUAAUUAAAAACAAUUGCCAAAUACUUGCAGCUCCCUCCCAAGGGAGUCUCUCCCACUGUCAAACAGCUCUUACUAUAAGAAAGUUCUUCCUGAUGACUUAAAAUAAACAACUUAUAUAAAAGAAAGUAAUAUGCAACAAUCUAUUAGAGUGUAAUAGCAUGCUAUAGAAUCAACUCUUGAAACAUCGACAAACAGAAAUUCACUCUCAACAAUUGCAAUAAAUCAUUACUUAAAUUAUAAUCAAGAAAAACGUAACAGCAAGCUCAUCUUCUCUUCCAGCUUUCAGAAAAAUAUGGCCCAGUCUUCACGGUCUAUUUAGGUUUCCAGAAGUUUUUGGUGCUGACUGGCUACGAGGCUGUGAAAGAGGCGCUUACGAGCAAAGGCAAUGAAUUCAUAAACAGGCCUCCACUCCCAAUAUUCCAGCAGAUGCAGAAUGGACACGGUAAGAGCAACAUGGGAAGAAUACUUUCUGAUGCAUAUUGUUCCUAAACGGGGCUGCAAGGGCAGCUGAAGGAAGGCAGGGAGAAGCACUAGAAUUUGGGUGCUGUUAAAGGUCAGAACUUGUGUCUGUUCCUUUUAAUUAGUUGUAUAACAGAGUUUGAAUUAUGCUUUUGAAUUAUGGUGCUGGAGGAGACUUGAGAGUCCCAUGGACUGCAAGAAGAUCAAACCUCUCCAUUCUGAAGGAAAUCAGCCCAGAAUGCUCACUGGAAGGACAGAUCCUGAAGCUGAGGCUCCAAUACUUUGGCCACCUCAUGAGAAGAGAAGACUCCCUGGAAAAGACCCUGAUUUUGGGAAAGAUGGAGGACACAAGGAGAAGGGGAUGACAGAGGACAAGACGGUUGGACAGUGUUCUCGAAGCUACCAGCAUGAGUCUGACCAAACUGCGGGAGGCAGUGGAAGGCAGAAGUGCCUGGCGUGCUCUGGUCCAUGGGGUCACGAAGAGUCGGACACGACUAAAUGACUAAACAACAAUAUCACAGAGCUGGCCCCCACAGAGCUGCAAUUCCCAGCACCCUUAAAGAGCUACAUUUCCCAGGAUUCUUUAGGGGUGGUGGAAAUGUGCUUUGAAUGUAUGGCGUAUAUGCAGCUCAUGUCCCAUAUCUGAAGGAGUACCGAAACCUGCCUAAUUUUUCAGAUCCUUUGCCAAAGCCCUGCUCCAUCCGUCUGUGCGUUCCAGUGUGAGGUAGCUGGCUACUUGGGAGAAGGUCUUCUCUGCAGCCACGCCUCACAUGUGGAAUUUUCUCUCCAGACAUGUUCUACUUUGCUAGCAUUUGUGGGGGUGGGGUGAAGGAAGAAGAAGCCAAGUGGAGAGAGGGGCAGAAAGUGGGGAGCAAGAGGGUCUUCUCCCUUCCUGAUUAACUCACUUGCUUUCCCAGAUGUGCACGAGUGGGUGUGAGAGAACAAGGGAGGUGCCUUGCAUGUGUUUAUGUGAGAAAGAGCUGUGGGUCUGUGUGCAUGUGUGUAUAUUUAUACACACACACACACACACACACACUUGCCUGCUUGUUCCCAGGGGCAUCUGAUGGGACCCUCUAGAGAGCCGCUUGCCGGACUAGAUGGAUCCUUCGAUCUCAUCCAGCAAGUCCCUCUUAGGUCUUCAUGUUCUGAUCACUUAAGCCCCCACAGAACUAAUUUAUAUAUUACUUGGAUUGGAUAACUCCCCCGAAAAUUCUUCUUUGUGUCUUUCGUUUGUUAAUACCCUCAAACAAUACAUUUUUUCCUUAAAAUCAACAACUCCCCUCUAACCUAUCGAAAAGGAUGUUUUUGGUUCAACCUUGCAUACGGAGAUCUAAUUUUCCUGCUUACCCAGCAGCAUACCUUCCUGGCUUGCUUGUGGGUGUAUUGGCUCGGGCUGAUGGGAGAUGUAGUCCAAAACCUCUAAAAGGGCACCAUAUUGGCAAAGGCUGCAGCAGAGCAGAAGGAGCUGGGUAGAACGAAGCAAUGCAUCAGUCUUGCAGCUUCUGUGGCCCUUCCUGGUGCCUUGGUAGGACUUGAUGAAGAGCAUGCCUCAGUUAUUGCUUCCUGCUCCUGAGUAUUUUUUCACCGACAAAAGGCUUUGUGCUGGUUGGCAGUGGAGGCUGGUUCAUUUGGAAAGAUGGGGCACUGCCCUACAAACCUCAGCCAGCCUCCACUUACAUCCAAUCACUGCCUGUCAUCUUUCUCCUCCUCCUCUUCAGUCUCAGUGUUGCCCUUACAGAACUCAGCAGGGAGGAAGAUGGGGGCAAAACUUGAAUUAGUUGGCUCUUCGAGUCAUCAGCUCUGGUGCCACCUACUGUUAGCCUCCCUGCCUUCAGGGUCAGACUUUGGGCUCUCACAUUUCAGCGGCGCCCUGUGCGACACUAAAAUUCAGUGACCCCUGCCUCUUGCACUCUGUUCUACAGCAUUGUUGUGGUGCCCAGUGCAGCUGCACCAGUCACUCUACCCUAAAACCACCUCUGCUGUCCUCCACCCUACUAGUCGCAUUGGGCACCAUCCACCACUGCUGCUAGGUGUGUGCUGGGGCUGCUGCUGAUCUGCGGUUCAGCUUAGGCUUGGUACUGCGCCUGCUGCUGAGGGAUGAGUGUGGAAGGUCAACUAGACCGUGGCAACUAGGCAGUGGCACCUGCAGCCUGGCUGAGAAGGGUCUUUUCCAGAGUGGGAGCUUCCAGGGGUCCUGCAGGAUAUGCCAUACGUCCAACUUCCCCCUCCCCAUAUGUGCUAGAGCCAGAGGUAAGAACAUUUCCAGACAGGUGGGUUGGGAUCCCAGUCUACGCAGCUUUUGAAUUGGAAGAAAACUUCAUCCUUGUGUUUUCUGGGUUGUGUUCCUCAGGUGUAAUUUUCUCUGAUGGGGAACUUUGGAAAGCCACACGUCGAUACACCUUGGCAAGCUUGCGGGAUCUCGGGAUGGGCAAAAAACGGAUAGAAGGAAAGAUUCAAGAAGAGCUGCAAUUCCUGGCUGAGCUGAUCGAGUCUUUUAAAGGUGAUGCAUUUUUUUUCACUUUUAUUGCUCCUUUUCUAUGCCUGCCAUCUGGCAAGUGCCACUGUGUUUAUUCUCCAUUCUUUUCUUCUUCUUUUAUGUUUUAAAGGUGAACCCUUUCCACUGAAGACAUUAACUUUAGCUGCAACAAACAUCGCCUAUGGCAUGGUGUUUGGAGACAGGUUUGACUAUGCUGACGAGACUUUUCUCACUCUGUUAAAACACAUUGAUGAAGUGGUGGUCCAGCUGGGAGAACCACAGCUGCAGGUAGGCGAUCAUUCUUGCAUCUUCCAUUGCAAAAGUAAUCCAGACUUGGCUGGUGGUUUUAGAAACUCCACAUGCUGGCCAGUGGAAAAGGGUGCCGUGCCUUAGAAACUGGUUUGAUGCAGUCUAGAAUCCCGGAGAUUUCUCAGGUACAGUGGUACCUCAGGUUAAGUACUUAAUUCGUUCCGGAGGUCUGUACUUAACCUGAAACUGUUCUUAACCUGAAGCACCACUUUAGCUAAUGGGGCCUCCUGCUGCCGCUGCACCACCAGAGCACGAUUUCUGUUCUCAUCCUGAAGCAAAGUUCUUAACCUGAGGUAAUAUUUCUGGGUUAGCGGAGUCUGUAGCGUAUGUAACCUGAAGCGUAUGUAACCCGAGGUACCACUGUGUACACUAAUCAUUUUGUAGCAGUAAAACCACAACCAAGUGUGCUUUGUAAACACACCACAGGCAAAGCAACAAUGUGAUGGGCACUUAGAUAUCAACAACUUUUAUUAUUAUAUAUGUUGACAUCAUGCCUUUCCCCCAGACUGGGACUCAAGGUGGCUUACAACCAAAUUAAAAGAUCAUCGGUAAAAUACAAAAAGCUAAUGACAUUUAAAAGACCACCAUUAAAAAGUAAUGAAAUUCAAAUAGCAUUAAAGCAAGCAUGAAUAAACUGCUUCUGGCGCAUGGAACAAUGUGAUGAGUGCCAGUGUGCGUGCAAAUGCUGUUUACCUUCCUGCCGCAGCGAUACCUAUUUAUCUACUUGUGCUGGCGUACUUUCGAACUGCUAGGUUGGCAGGAGCUGGGAAAGAGCAACGGAGCUCACACUGUCACGGGGAUUCGAACUGCCAACCUUACGAUCGGCAAGCCCAAAACGCUUGGUGGUUUAGACCACAGUGCCCCCUGCAGAGCAGCUGUACGAAACUGGCUUUACUCUCCAAGUGGAAAACUGGAACUGUCCUUGAGUCAGGCUGGAAAGAAAUGUUUUUAUUUGAAGCCAAAAUGAGUUUGGGCUCCCGUCAUCUCUCUCUCCCCGCUCUCCUUACUGAGCGGGGGCCUAGCCUGUAGGUUCCCGCCAACCCAUCUACAAACAUCAGUUUGUCCUGGAAGUCUUCGCAGCCCUCCCACGCAGAUCCUGUUGCACAGUGCGUAGCUGGUGUUUAAAUUAAAACCACAUGUAAACGGAGCGAAGCCUUUUUAGGCUGGGAUUAAGCCACUGUUGCUCCACCCAUCAAUAACCUUUCAAGCCCCAAAUCUGAAAGUCUUUGUGUAGGUUCUCCUCACCAUUCCCCCCCCCCCACUUGCCCUGCCCUAUGCCUCCCUUCAAGGGACACUAAAACGCUUCGGGUCACUGGGAAAGGGAUGGAGGACAGAAGGCAAAUCUGUGGUGCUAAGCUCACACUAUCUCUCCAAAAUGUCAGAUUCCAAUGAGGCAUUCCCAUAGCCUUUCAAACGAUUCCCCUAAUUCAGUCUCUAUCGCAUAGCAUGCCACUUUCAGGAACGCCACCAAGAUGACUCAAAGGCCCCUUGCACAAACCCAACGGGAAGAAAUGGGAGUUGUGCAAGAGCACCCUAUCUGCAACAGAAUUACUGUCACAUCUUUCUUGCAUGCAAUCUUUACUUGACUUUUCAUUUACUUCUCUUUUUGGGUUCUUCUCUAGGUAUAUAAUGUCUACCCAUUCCUUGGAUUCCUUUUAAAACCCCACAAGAUGAUCUUGGAAACAAUGGAAAAGACCCGUGUCAUUCUGAGGGAAUACCUUGCAGCAGGCAAGAAGAGUAUCAAUGAGAACCUCUUACAAAACUACUACGACUAUAUGCUAACCAAGCAACAGUCAGAGGUAUAUCUAUCUAUCUAUCUAUCUAUCUAUCUAUCUAUCAUCUAUCUAGAUAUAAGGCCAACUUUUCCAGUGCUUAUUUGGCGCUUGGUGGGGUGUUGGUGUGUAUCUGCAUGUCUGUUCCCCAGUAAGUUAUGUGCAGAGGAUAAAUCAUGUCCCUAAACAGUGCAUUAGCUGAGUUUGAAAGUGGUACAAAAUUCAGGGAAAGGGACAGAAGUGGGCAAUCUCAACCAUGAUGCUGAGUAAGUCUCAGAACAGCCUGCCAAGGUUAGCCGGUGGGCCAAUGAGAGAAUGGCUAGAGUGACAAAUGAGAAAUUGUUUAUUUGCUUGUUGAGAAGAUUCAGUAUUUAUUUUCCCAGGGCAGUUGUUGGUCAAGGAAACAUAUUAGCAGCAAAUUCAUCAGCUAAGAUGACCACCCUAGUGGUCCCGGGCCCUAAGGAAGUUAGAUUAGCCUCAACCAGAGCCAGGGCCUUUUCAACUCUGGCUCCGGCCUGGUGGAACGCUCUGUCUCAUGAGACCAGGGCCCUGCGGGAUCUGAUUUCUUUCCGCAGGGCCGGUAAGACAGAGUUGUUCCGCCUGGCCUUUGGCUUGGAGCCAAUUUGAUUCCCUCCCCCCCUUUCUUUUUCCUUUUUCCUUUCUCCUCCUGUGAUGAGGCUGCAUUUUAACAUUUUAAUGUUUCAAUAUUUUAAUGUUGUAUUUUAAUCUUGUUUUUAAGUUGUAUUCAUUCAACUUGUUUUUAUUAUUGCUUGUUAGCCGCCCUGAGCCCGGCCUUGGCUGGGGAGGGCGGGGUAUAAAUAAAAAUUAUUAUUAUUAUUAUAAGAUAACCUUUUGGCUUAUUUUCCAUUCCUUGCCUUGAGAAGCAGAUUUUGCCAUUCUGUGGUUCAUCGGUUCUGCUGUUUUACUGUGUUGUGAUAUUGUUGCACAUCACCCCAAUGUCUGAACAUUGCAAGUUUCCAGGGGUUCCAGGCACACUUACCCAGGGUUCGUGUUUCCUUCUGGCAGUGAGGCAUCUUUUUCUGUCUCAUUCAUAUCAUAGCAACCCCAAUUCUCUCUAAACUCUGGCUGUAUAUGUUGAGGGAGAGAGGGGCCCCUUCUGUUUGCCAUCUUAGACAGAGUCCCUGGAUCCUUUGUUCUUCCUAAUGGCUCAUUACCCAGGGUAUCACCUCAUGAGGAAGUUAACCUGGCUUAAUUAGCUCUUAACACUUGGCUUAAUUAAAGGAUUAGAAGUGUCUAGCACACAGCUUAAUGCACACUGGCUUAAUCUAUACGGGUCUGGCACCUAGUCUUAACAUCAAGCCCUGAUGAAAUUCUAACUCCUGCUAGACCCAGAAAUUUAGGGUGUCUAACACCCACAAACUCAUAACAGUAUUUUCCUGUUAGCUACUUUGAGCUUUGUGUCCUGGCUCUAACCCUGGAUGAAAAACUCAAGCUUGGAGCAUGGUUCGUUCCAUAAUAUUUAAUAAUAAUAAUAAUAAUAAUAAUAAUAAUAAUAAUAAUAUAAUAAUAAUAAUAAUUUAUUUAUACCCCACCCAUCUGCCUGGGCUUCCCCAGCCACUCUGGGCGGCUUCCAAAAAAAUAUUAAAAUACUAUAAUACAUCAAACAUUAAAAGCUUCCCUAAACAGGGCUGCUUCAGCAUGAUAUGUAGGCAAAGUAAGAUUCAAGGCAAGUGCUGUGCAUGGCUAAUAAUAAUAAUAAUGAUAAUAAUAAUUUAAUUUAUACCCCACCUAUCUGGGCGGUUUACAGCAUAUCUAAAAACAUAAAACAUCAAGCAUUAAAAACCUCCCGAUACCAGGCUGCCUUCAGAUGUCUUCUAAAAGUUGUGCAAUUCUUUAUCUCCUUGACAUCUGAAAGGAGGGCAUUCCACAGGGAGGGCGCCACUACCGAGAAGGCUAAGCAAGCUUGAUCCAACAAACAAACAUGCCUCCUGUUAUAUGGGAAUGGAGCAGGCACAACUUCAGCGCAGCAGCAGCUGGCACCAAAGCCGGCAUGUGACUCAGGGGCAGCGCAGCCAGGGAGAUGGAGGAAGGAACACAGCAGAGCACUGAGAGACUGCACUGCUGAGACCCUCCCCAGGAACUGAUUCCUUGUCUGUAACGUAAUGAAGGAGCAGGCCCGCACCUUUGUUAUAUAUCUUUAGGUGCCAGGCAAAACAUUUCUCUUCAACCAGGAAUUUGACUGAUUAACAUUCUGUGGCUUUUUAAAUGUGUUGGUGUAUAUGUGUGUGUGUUAUUUGUUUGUUUUUGUUUUAUUAUGUUCUCAUUUUGUAUUUUUCUGCUGGAAACCGCCCAGGGAUCUUUGGAUUAAGGGUAGUAUACAAAUUUCUUGCUGUUUUUGUUUUGCUUUGUUUUGUUUUGUUUAAAUAUAAAUAAACCACAACAUUUGUACCUUGCUCUUCUUACUCCAAGGAAAGGACCAAAGACAGGAACUUGUUCCAUGACACCAACAUUGUGGCAGCAGUCUUUGACCUGGUCCUAGCUGGGACAGAGACCACAGGCACCACAUUGCAGUGGGCUAUCCUGCUGAUGAUGAAAUACCCCGAUAUUCAACGUAAGCCAUACUUUUGUGUUUCAAAGUUGGACAGCGUUGCAUUCUGAUUUUUACUAUGAACCAGCCAAACUCUCGUCGCCGUGACAAAGAUGCACUGGGAGGGAUGAAUAAAAGGAGAGGUCCUAUUGUGGAUCGCGGUUUGAGUAGAUCACAGGAAGCAAAGAGUAGGAAUAAAUGGGAAGAUGUGGAAAGUGGAGUCCCCCAAGGAUCAGUAUUGGGACCUGUGGUUUUUAACUUGUUCAUGAACUAUCUAGAGCAGGGGUCAGCAGCCUAAGGCCCAUGGGCCACAAAUGGCCCAUGGGGGUCGUUUAACCGACCCAUGGACCCCUGCUGCCCACUCCUGCAGCCAAUGGGAAGCUCCUGCAGCCAAUGGGAAGCUGCGCAUGCCUCCUCCGCGCCAGAAGGAGCACCGGAAAUAGCGUUCGCUCGCGCACACACACACAGAGUCUCUGGCGCACCGGGGCGUCUGUGGGACCAUGAACCGGCCCAAGCCACAAAAACUUUGCUGACCCCUGAUCUAGAGUUAGAGGGGAUCUGUGAGGUGGCCAAGUUUGCUGACGAUACUAAAUUGUUUUUGUUUUUUUGGAUUACAAAGAUGGUUUAUUCAGCCAUUGUGUUGUGUCUAAGAGGUCAUAUAUAUAUAUAUAUAUAUAUAUAUAUAUAUAUAUUCAAAUACAAAACAAAAUUAUACACUCCAUACAUCUUAGUUACAUCUUAUUUCUCUUUUUUCGACUUCCCUCAACUUGUCUGCAAAUCCUUCAUAUUUUAACUUUAAACACAUUUCUAUUUUAUUGUUUAUAUUAUUACUGUAAACUUCAUCCCCUUUUAAUACUUAUUUCCCAUCACAAUGCUUCAUUAAAACUUACAAACGUAAUCUGAUUAUCACUUAAUUUUUGCAAAUAUUCAAUAAAUUUUUCCCAAUCUUCUGUGAAUCUUUGAUCUUGUCAGUUUCUGAUCCUUCCUGUCAUUCUGUCCAAUUCUGCGUAGUCUAUCAUUUUUGUUCUCCAUUCUUCUAAUGUAGGUAGCUCCUCUUGUUUCCAUUUCUGGGCCAUCAAUAUUCUUGCUGCUGUCACUGCAUAUAAAAAUAACUUCUUUUCUUUCUUGUUUAUCUCAUUACCUGUAAUGCCUAAUAAAAAUGUUUCUGGUUUCUUAGCAAAUGUAUAUUUCAACAUUUUCUUCAAUUCAUUAUAAAUCAUUUCCCAAAAGCUUUUUACUUUCUUACAUUCCCACCACAUAUGAUAAAAAGUACCUUCUUUUUCUUUACAUUUCCAACAUUUGUUACUUGUCUUGUACAUUUUUGCUAAUUUUACCGGAGUUACAUACCAUCGAUACAUCAUUUUCAUCACAUUUUCUUUUAUAGUUGUACAUGCAGUGAAUCUUAAACCUUCUUUCCAUAAUUUUUCCCAAUCUUCCAUUUGUAUAUUGUGUCCUAAGUCUUUGGCCCAAUCAAUCAUAACUGAUUUUACCUCUUCAUCCUUUGUACACCAUUCUAACAGUAUCUUAUACAUUUUUGCUAGAAUUUUAAAAUCAUUAUUCAAUAUUUCUGUUUGAAAUUUUGAUUCUUUAUCUGCAAAACCCCUUUGGUUCAAGUCUUUUUUAAACAUUUCAUUAAUCUGAAAAAAAUGCAACCAAUCAUUAACAUAUUCCUUAACUUCUUCAAAUGGUCUCAUUUUCCAUUUACCUUCUCUUUUACUUAUUAGCUUCUCAUAUGUCACCCAUCCCCCAGUCAUAUUGACUUUCUUCACACUCAUCGCCUCCAAUAGCGAUAACCAAUAUGGAGUUUUUUGUUCCAACAGGUUUUUAUAUCUUUCCCACACUUCAAUCAGAGACCUUCUUAUGAUGUGGUUUUCAAAUCCUUUAUGUACACGUUUCUUGUCAUACCACAAAUACGCAUGCCACCCAAUCUAUUAUCAAAACCUUCCAGCUCUAACUAAUCAGUAUCUUCUAAUUUCAUCCAUUCCUUCAACCAACAGAGGCAGGAUGCUUCAUAGUACAAUUUCAAAUCUGGCAGGGCGAAGCCUCCUCUUGCUUUCACAUCUGUCAAUAUCUUAAAUUUUAUCCUCGGCUUCUUACCCUGCCAGAUAUACCUUGAAAUUUCUAUUUGCCAAUUUUUUAAAAUUGCUGCCCCUUUGAUUACUGGAACCGUUUGAAAUAAGAAUAACAUCUUCGGUAGCACAUUCAUUUUAAUUGUUGCAAUCCUUCCCCAAAAUGACAAUUUCAUUCUUCCCCACACCUCUAGGUCCCUUUUGAUCUUAUUCCAAGUUGGAACAUAAUUAUUCUGAAACAAAUCAAUACUCCUGGGGGUUAACCAUACUCCUAAGUAUUUAACUUUCUUGACUACUUCUAUCUCUGUUUGUUGCUGUAGUCUAUUAAUUGCCUCUUGAUCUAUAUUUUUGGUGAUUGCUUUAGUUUUUUUCUUGUUCAAAAUAAAUCCUGCCAGCUGACCAAACUGAUCAAUUUCUUUCAACACUUCUGUUACCCUAUUCAUGGGGUCUUCCAAAGUUAAUACUAAAUCAUCUGCAAGAGCUUUAACCUUAUAUUCUUUUCGACCCACCGUUACCCCUUUUAUUUGAUCAUUACUUCUAAUUGCCCUUAAAAAGACUUCCAGGACCGCGAUAAAUAACAAUGGUGAUAGAGGACAACCUUGUCUUGUACCCUUAGUUAUUUUUAUGUUUUCUGUCAUCACAUUAUUAACUAUUAAUUUAGCUUUUUGAUCCAUAUAUAUUGCCUUAAUACCAUUUAAAAACAUUUGUCCCAUCUCCAUCAUUUCAAAGUUUUUUAACAUAAAAUCCCAAGAAAUAUUAUCAAAGGCCGACGAUACUAAAUUGUUGAGGGUCAUUAAACCAAAAAGAAAUUGCGAAGAGCUCCAAGGGGGCCUCUCCAAACUAUGUGAAUGAGUGAUAAAGCAGCCAUUGCAAGUAUAAAAGCCUGCGUUAAGUUGUUGCAUUCAUACCUGGUUCCACCUCUUUUUUUAUAAUAACUGUCAGAGAACUCCCAUUUCAGGGCAGGCACGAGAGGAAAUUGAAAGGGUCAUUGGGCUGGAACGCCUGCCCACCUCUGAAGACAGGAAGCAGCUGCCCUUCAACAACGCCAUAGUCCACGAGGUGCAGAGGUUUGCCAGUAUCCUGCAGCAGUUGCCCCGCUGCACCGCUGUGGACACUUGCUUCCGCGGCUACUUCAUUCCCAAGGUAGGAAGCUUGCCCUGCCGGCACGGCCAAGUGGGCAAGGUAGGCUGGGAGUGCACCAUGUCUGAAAGAGGACAUCUGGCGUCAAAGCUGACCUCCGAGGCUGCGUUCAGGCAGCACGUUCCUCUUUCCUGAUCUUCCCUGACCUGCCAAUUUCCAUGUUUCAUGUGAUCAUUCACACAAUGUAAAGUGGGGUCUAGCAGAAGCUUAGCACUAAUUACCACAAUAAUGGUGUCCAGGGAAAAAAUCCCGUUGCAACCCGAUUAGCUCAGAAAAUCGUGAGGUGUGCUUGUUUGUGUUGGAAUCUCACGUAAUUGGAAUUUCCCGACAUUUAAGCUUUAGUGCAGCAUGGUAGUAUAUCAGUCAAAAAGGCCCAGUUCUGUAACGCAGCAGGAACUGCAGAGUAAAAGGGUUGUUAGAACUCGGCACAGAAGCGCUAGCAUUAUAACCCAGAAAACAAAUGCAAUAAACUGCAUGUCUGAAUGCAGGCUGAAAAAGGAAGUUGUCUAAGGCCUUCCCUGUGUUCCUGCUGUGACUUUUCCUUCCUUGAGAACUUGAGAGGCAAUGUGGAGUAGUGGUUAGAGUGUCAGGAUAAAACCUGGGAGACUAGAGUUCAAAUCCUCACUUGGCCUUGAAGAUCAAUAAGAGGCUUUGAGGCAGUCAUUAUUUCUCAGCUGAAGCUCCCUCGCAGGGUUGUUGCGAGGAUAAAACAGAGACAACCAGGUAUGCCACCUUGAGCUGUUUGGCAGAAUGGUGGGAUUAUAAAUGAUUAAUAAUAAUAAUAAUAAUAAUAAUAAUAAUAAAGCUGUGGGCAAUGGAAUGCCUUCCCUCCGAUUCCCCCCCCCCAUUUAACAAUGUAAACUCUGCUUGCCUCCCAGGGCACACCCGUGAUCCCCUCUAUCACCUCUGUGCUGUAUGACAAGACCCAGUGGGAAACCCCCACCCAGUUUAACCCCAACCACUUUCUGGAUGCCGAGGGGAACUUUGUGAAGAAGGAUGCCUUCCUGCCCUUCACUAUAGGUAACACAAAUUCUUCCUGCAGGCAACAUGGUGCUUGAUGACGACCACCCUAUCUUCCAAGGGUAUAGCUAUGCUCUGCCUCCACUGUCAGAGGCCUUGUGUCUCUGACUACCCAUUGCUGGGAAUCGCAGGUGGGCAGAGCGCUGUUGCGCUCCUAUCCAGAUCGCAGGCUUCCCACUGGGGCAUCUGGUUGGCUGCUGCAAGAACAGGAUGCUGGACCAGAUGGGCCAUGGGCUCGUGUUCUUACACAACAGGCAGAUUCCCCUCCACUGAGUCAGUUCUUGGAAGUUCUAGGCAUGAGACAUGGAGACCACCUGGGAGUGCCGUGUAUGUGACCUGGCUUUAUUAUGAACAUGAGAAGAGACCAUAGGGAGAGAUCAGCUUCUUGCGGCCCCAGACACAGCCCUUGAGGACCAACAGGACCACAGCUAGCUAGGAGAGCAAGUGGCUGAUUUGGUCUGAGUGGCUGAACCUCAGAAAGCUCCAAGGAUGGCAGUGGUGUUGACCUGCACUCAUAUCCUCCCCUGGGCCGGGCUAUCCACCCAGAGCUCUGUCCCCUCUUGUCAAGGUCUUUAAAGGGGCAGUCUGCACACCUGCAGCUUUGGGCCGCAUCGCCACUCUGCCAAGGGUACCUGUGUGCGUUGCCAGGCAGGGAUGGAGAACAAGAGUCUCUCAGUGGUUCUUCUGAAGGUUCCCUGCCAGGGGUGACUGGCUUGGAGCUGGAGGCUGCUAGGUCCUGCCUCAGUGUCAGAGUCUGUGCCACUUCCCACAUCACAGCCCCUCUUGGCUCCCCAGGACUUAGGGCAUCUUCUUAUUAUCAGUGCUCCAGUCACUGGGUCCCAGCGACACUCCCUUGGAGUAUUAAGACAGGGCAUGCACUCACCAAAUAAUUGAUAAUGUUGUGCUCAACCGUAGUCUCCUAGGGUUCAGUUUCCUGGAAACUAAAGUCCAUGGAGACUGUGGUGUCUUUAGGACGUAUGGUUUUGUUUACACGUAUCUGUAACCUGAGCAAUGGAUGAAGGGUCUUGCAGCAUUAACACACCAGCUGGUCUUGCCUCCCCCUUAGGGGUCCAGGGGAUUCCCCCAACUCGGGUUUGGAUUCAGCACAGAGCAAGAUGUGCCUCUGUUUCUUUGGCUUCCAGCAUCAGCCCAAGUCACACACACAACUCUCCCAUACACAGCACCUCCCCUGCCUUGGCCUUGUCGUUCUCCAUCCUUGGAUGAGAGUGCCAUCCAGCCAGGUGAGGUGGGAAAAGCUCCACUCAUUUGUCUCUAUGACAACCUCUUGUGAAUGGACAUGUGAGUGGUGGCACUUAACUGGCCGACUAAGACCACUACAGUAACAAAGCAACCAGGUUGGCUGAUUGACCAGGUUCCUUCCCAAGUUUGGAACUGACCCAUGGGUAUCAUCCGGACUACCACUGCCCCACCCCGCAAAAGAACUUACAAAAAUAAUAUUGCAAACUGAUGGACUCUUGCUUCUAUUUGCCGUUUUCAUUGAAAGUCCAAACCACUGGUUUGUUGCAGGCCGUAGGAAUUGUCCCGGAGAAAGCCUGGCCUUGAUGGAGAUCUUCUUGUUCUUUGUUGGGUUGCUCCAAAGGUUUACGUUUUGUCCUCCUCCUGGAAAGACUGUUUCAGAUUUGGACCUCACCGCCGAAGUCACCUUCACACUGAGGCCCCAAGCUUACUCUACCUGUGCUGUGCACUAAAAGGAGAACAGCUUGUCCCAGUGGAAGUGUUCUUUUGUCUCAUUUGCCCAGGUGAAUGUUCAGAAUGUGGGAGAUUACAAUAUGCACACCUGCUAGUUAGUGCUUACUAACUUACAGCACAUGCUUGGAAUUGUAUUCUGUACUUUCUGUCCAAGAGUGUUCUGCUUAUGCUUUCCCCCGCAGCUGCGUGGAACAACACAUGUAUCAGGCCUAUGAAUAUGUAAGUAAAACAUUCUAAACUUGCUUUAAAAAAAAAUCUUUAUUGAAAGUUCAAAAAGUACAUAAUUAUAUGUGCACUAAACACACUGAGACGUAAAUAAAAGAGAGAAAAAGAGAAACAGAACCCAUGUAGAAGGGAAAAUGAAGGGGGGAGGGGAAAACCCAAAACUGUGUACUUUAUAAGGUUGUUAAUGUACUUCACCAGAUCUUAACCUAUUAUAAUAUUUGUAAGAAUGGAUUCUAAAUAUCAUUGAAUUUCUCCAUAGCAAGUCUGCAUUUAUAUGCAAGUUGUUCAUAUGUUGAGAGUUUGUAUAAGUCUUCAAUCCAAUUGUAGAAGGGAGCUGCAUUUUCAUUUUCCCAGUUCAUCAGGAUCAGUCUUUUUGUUGUGGUAAGGGCACGGAGAGACCACUCAUAUUGUCCUUUUGUAAGGUUCCAUGUGCUAGGUAUAUCAUUCAAGAGGAUAUUUUGCUCUGUAAAUGUUAGGUUGUUUCAUACAGAUCUGUUAAUAGUUUUAGUUACCUUCUGCUUGGAAUUAUAUUCUGUACUUUAUAUCCAAGAGUGUUCUGCUUGUGCUUUUCCUUGCCGCUGCAUGAAACAACACACGAUGCCUUAUGAGGAACGGCUAAGGGAGCUGGGCAUGUUUAGCCUGGAGAAGAGGAGGUUAAGGGGUGAUAUGAUAGCCAUGUUCAAAUAUAUAAAAGGAUGUCACAUAGAGGAGGGAGAAAGGUUGUUUUCUGCUGCUCCAGAGAAGCGGACACGGAGCAAUGGAUCCAAACUACAAGAAAGAAGAUUCCACCUAAACAUUAGGAAGAACUUCCGGACAGUAAGAGCUGUUUGACAGUGGAAUUUGCUGCCAAGGAGUGUGGUGGAGUCUCCUUCUUUGGAGGUCUUUAAGCAGAGGCUUGACAACCAUAUGUCAGGAGUGCUCUGAUGGUGUUUCCUGCUUGGCAGGGGGUUGGACUCGAUGGCCCUUGUGGUCUCUUCCAACUCUAUGAUUCUCUGAUUCUAUGAUUCUAUGUAUCAGGCAUAUGAAUAUGUAAGUAAAGCAUUCUAAACUUGCUUAGUAGUGUGUGGUUUGUUCCUUGAAAAAGGGAUAGAAAGAAGAGAACAUUGUAAAUGGGAUAAGAAGGGUCAAACAAACUAUAUCCCUAAUGCUUCACAGUGCUGCUUAACUUUUGUGAGUUUAAUAUUUUUCCUACUGGGGGCUCUCUUGUGUGCAGGCCUUUUGUUUCGAAUCCAGGCACAUAGCUGAUUCUUUAGUUGUUCACCCACACAGUGGGUCCACAGGGAUUAAUAAAUUUCUUUCCUGACACAGAAGUCAUUAUCCUGAGACAAUAACCCUUGUCUGUACAGAGAGGGGAUUCUUGGAAUUGGUGCUUCAGAAACAUACCGGCUCUCUUGGAUUAUCUACAGGUCACAGCUUUCUUUUCCUUUAUGGAGUGAUGAACUCCAACCAACAGAGGGGACAUCCAUCCUUUGUUCCUCGUGCCCAGAGCCUUCCUGCCCACCUCCUGUUCUCUUCAAACUCCUGCUCUAAGUCUCCUUUUCUGUGCAGCCUUCAACCUAACCUCCGAGGGUUAUUUCCCGUUGAUGCUGAAACUGCACCUGCACUCCACCAUUUCAGGCUGCUACAUCACUCUUUGUAACUGGUGGUCCUCAGGGCUGGACCUGAGACCUGCAUGCCAGGGACCUUCUGCCUUGCCUGGGGAAAGUGAGAAAAGGGCUGUGUGGGCACACUAUACAGUGGACGCUCGGGUUGCGAACAUGAUCCGUGUGGGAGGCACAUUCACAACCUGCAGCAUUCGCAACCCGCAGCGUUGCGUCUGCGCACAUGCGGGUUGUGAUUCGGCGCUUCUGUGCGUGCGCAAAGUGUGAUUUAGUGUUUAUGCACAUGCACAAGCACCAAAACCCGGAAGUAACCUGUUCUGGUACUUCUGGGUUCGGCACAGUGCGCAACCCAAAAACGUGCAACCCAAAGCAUCUGUAACACAAGGUAUGACUGUACAUGGAAACCACAUUCCUUUUUUUUAAAUUAACAUAUAGAACGCAUACAUUUACAUUUACACAAUACAUAUACCCAACAUACUAUCUUAUUUUCAUAGCAUAAAACAUACCUACAUUACUCUAUAUAAUACCUACCUAUACUAUACAUAUCAGCAUACCUACACACCUACCCCACAUGGACACCCACCGAGUGACUUGACUUCCAGCCGUUCUUGUUUUUAUUUAUUUUGUUUUUCCAGUUAGCUUAAAUGCAUUUCAUUAAUUUCUUUAAUCUCUUCUAUCUUAAUUUUACUCUCCUUUCACUCUAAUCAUUUUCUGGAUUCACUCAAUAUCUGUCAAAGGUUCUACUUUUUCCACAUAGAUUUUGAUGUAUUCCUUAAAGAUAGCACACUCCUUAUUCACUUUUUGUACCAUAUCUCCUCUUAUCCUCCCUGUUAAUUCGGCAAUAUAAAAGUAUUCCAUCGUUUUAGAUAGCCAGUCUGUUUUAGUUGGGACGCUGCUGCUUUUCCAAUUUUUGUCAAUUAAUAACCUUUCCGCCAUAGUCACAUACAUAAAUAUUGGUCUGACUGUUUAUUUAUUUCCUCUCACAUGAUAUCUAGGAGAAAGAAUUCUGGGUUUUUUCCAAAUGAAAAUUAAUUGUAUUGAUUGUUAUUGUUUUAUGGAUUGUUUUACCACAUUCCUGGCACAUUCUUCCCCUCAAAGAAUCCCAGGCCCUGUAGUUUACCAUGCUCAGAGUUACGAUACCCAGCAAUCCUCAAUGAACUGCAGUUCCCAGAAUCCUUUUGAGAGCGGAAAGUGCACUGAAUGUGCUUUAAAUAUAUAGUGUGUGCACAGCCUUAAGGGUCCACAGAUAUCAGUUUGGAUUAGGAGUGGGGCCUUGUCAGAAAAUCUGAAGCAUCUACACUGGCUGCGCAUCUGCUAUUGAACUAGAUUCAAAGUCCUUGCAUUAAUUUACAAAGCUCUGAACAGCUUAAGUCCAGGCUACCUUAGUGAUCACUUGAACCCUUACAUCUCAGCUCGAUCACAGAGGACAUCUGCAGGAGCAUCUCCUUUCCUUCCCCAAGUUGGUGAGGCUCAAUUGACCACAAAGAGAAACUGAACCAAUUGUGUCAUCGGUCCAGUCUGGUGGAACUCCUUGCCAAUAGAGAUUCAGCGGGCACCUUCUGUGCCAACUUUUAAUACAUCUUUCCAUAACAGUUAGCUGAUUUGUAAAUGUGGCUUUUUAUCCAGUUUUUAUUGUAUGGUUUCAUGUAUAAUUGUUGUAAACUGCUCCAUAUUUUCUUAAAUGAAUAGUGGAAUACAGUCAUACCUCGGGUUACAGCCACUUCAGGUUGUGUUUUUUCGGGUUAGGAACCGCCAAAACCCGGAAGCACUGGAACGGGUUACUUCCGGGUUUCGGCAGUCGCUCAUGCGCAGAAGUGCCGAAUCACAACCUGCACGUGCGCAAACACGCCGCUUCGGGUUGUGAACGCUGCGGGUUGUGAACAUGCAUCCAGCACAGAUAACGUUCGCAACCCGAGCGUCCACUGUACAAAAAUUUUCAUAACUAAAUAAGAUCCGAAGUUUCCAAGAGGAGACAUCUGCAGGAGGGUUUUAUAAUAUUGUUUUAUGCAAUGGUUUUAAUCAUUCAAGACACGCACACGGUACUUGCAUUUUAAGUACACAUUUAAUUUUUUCUGUGCAAAGCACUGUAUACCCUUUAUGUUUGUGCAUGCACUGUGGUGACUGUAUGUCAUUUAUUGCAUGACCAUAAUCUGUAACAUCAUAACAUUGGGGGUGGGGGGGAAAUAGACAGUCCUUGCUGGUCCUUUCCAACCCUACCACUCUGAUUAUAAAUGUUCCUGCCAC
Messenger RNA from Podarcis lilfordi (Lilford's wall lizard), 21577 nucleotides. Lineage: Eukaryota; Metazoa; Chordata; Lepidosauria; Squamata; Lacertidae. The record is from the annotation of a GenBank genome assembly.